Somion occarium is the source of this 1541-nucleotide messenger RNA. Lineage: Eukaryota; Fungi; Basidiomycota; Agaricomycetes; Polyporales; Cerrenaceae. The record is from the annotation of a GenBank genome assembly.
CAGGAAGCGACUGGAUUCGUUGAACGGCAGAAUAUGCUGAUCUCGAUAUUCUCGCGUUCAGUUCCCAACCGCAGCACAGGGUCUACCAUGAGAAAGAUCGCUCUUCGCAGACUCGUGCGUGCGCGUCGGUGUUCCGGAAACAGUUAGAAGCAAGAUGAUAUCAAAUGGACCUUCUACCGCUGGGACCGAGCAGUCAAUUCGAUUUCCUUCUUGCUGCGAGAAGGCCCGAGAAAGCCAGUAUGGCAACUUGCUGCCCCUGCAUAGAGCCGCAUUUGCGGGGCGCUGCAGAUUCAUCACAGCGUCAGGAGCAUGUGAGUAGCGAGAUUAGGUUCAGAUGAAAUUAGAGUCUGCCUUUGACUACAAUCUCGUAACAUCCGGUCCCCCCAACCUUAGACAUCGUCGCCUGCUUAAACUUGACAUUGCCAGGUGCGCGGCUGACAAGUCUUCACGGCGCCCUUCCGAUCCAAACUUUCGGAUAUGUCAUUGGACACGGUGAUAACAUGCCCUAUUCCUCCAUCAUCUCUCUCCACAGAUAUGCAACACCCAACCUGUAUCAAUCUGCGUAUUCGAAACGUUGCCGAUGCCAAUCCGGUCCUUCACGCGGUCCGCCUUAACAUCCUGCCCAUGGUUCAUCGCCGACUGGAUGACCAGGAACGUCUCGCUUUGCGUCCCGGCUCCGUUUACGUCUGGGAGGAGCGCAGCAACAACCCCCUUGAAGCUACCGGUCAGGAAAUCCAGCGCUUUACGGAGGGUCGCUGUUGGGGCCCUAGUCGAGCUCGAGAGGACUUCUUGUUAUAUUACGAGAAGGAAGCUACCAAUAAAUCAUCGAUUCUGCAGAGAAUUGGAAGUCUCAGCGAGCCUCUUAUCAAGCAAACGUACUCAGUGUACAUCAACGGGUCUAGGAGUGGCCCGAAGUGGCAUCUCAAUGCAUACUACACGCACGAAACCGCUGACCAACUCCGAACAGUCGACCAGAUACCCGCACUCCGAAAUAUCCAGGUCCCUGAUAGUUUGUACAUUCCAUCUCGCUCAACUGCUGCUCGCAGAAGCUCGAGACCAAGCGGCGGCCAGCGAUCGUCAUUGGACGAAGGUACCGUCCGCGAACCCCAAAAUAGCCGUUCUUCAGACCCUCCGCCGCAAGCUCAUCGCCUUCCUCAGUCCUCUUCAUCCUUCGGGCCAACAUUGCGCCCUAUUCGACCGGCGGCAAAGCCUACUGACGAUGAAGAAGACUUCCCUCGGUUGGCCCCGUUGGAGUACCUUGAGAAUAUAUCCCCUCCAAGACGCCACAAUAUCGACGACGACUAUCUUAGGCAGUUUCGAAAUGUCUCCUGCAUUUAGGUUGUCAGGGAUUCCAUAAAGGUUUACGCUUAUGACUCGACAUCGUUAAACGUGCUAGAUUACACAUGCCUUCUUCUAGUCUAUGGUAUCUCUAUUCCUGUAUAUUAUACAAUUGACAACGAGCGAACCCGAACGCCACUAUACACAUCGCUUCGAGAGUAUUCAAUUGAAGCCUUUUAAGCGGGGGGAUCAUGCGUGCCUUG